GAGGGGACGGCGCGAGAGACGCACAUUCACGGAGAAAAGACCGUUUCUGGAUCCCGGCUCUGUUUCCGCUCUCCAUCCGGGGCCUAAUGCUGUAGCGGACCGCGCGCGAGGACAGAGCGCGACCGAGAGCCGACGCAGCGACCGAGAGCCGGAGAGGGACAGGGCGGACCGGGGGACACGACGGGACUGCUCGCUCGCCUGGGAACGACAUGGGCUGCACACUGAGCGCCGAGGAGCGCGCGGCUCUGGACCGGAGCAAAGCCAUCGAGAAGAACCUGAAGGAGGACGGGCUGGUGGCCGCCAAGGACGUCAAGCUGCUCCUGCUCGGCGGCGGAGAGUCCGGGAAAAGCACCAUCGUGAAGCAGAUGAAGAUUAUCCAUGAAGAUGGCUUUUCUGGGGAUGAUGUGAAGCAGUAUAAGCCUGUGGUCUACAGCAACACCAUCCAGAGCUUGGCGGCCAUCCUUCGAGCCAUGGACUCACUCGGUAUCGAGUUUGGAGACAAGGAUCGAAAAGCUGACGCCAAGCUGGUUUGCGACGUCGUCAGUCGUAUGGAGGACACGGAGCCGUACUCUGCGGAGCUUCUCGCUGCCAUGAAGCGUUUGUGGGCCGAUGCUGGGACUCAGGAGUGCUUCAACCGCGCUCGGGAAUAUCAGCUCAACGACUCCGCUCAAUACUACCUGGACAGUCUAGACCGGAUCGGAGCGGCAGACUACCAGCCCACAGAGCAGGACAUCCUGAGGACUCGAGUGAAGACCACAGGCAUCGUCGAAACCCACUUUACCUUCAAAAACCUCCAUUUCAGGCUGUUCGACGUUGGAGGUCAAAGGUCAGAGAGGAAAAAGUGGAUCCACUGCUUUGAGGAUGUGACGGCCAUCAUCUUCUGCGUUGCUCUGAGUGGUUACGACCAGGUGCUCCAUGAAGACGAAACCACCAACCGCAUGCAUGAAUCGCUCAUGCUCUUCGACUCCAUCUGCAACAACAAGUUCUUCAUCGACACCUCCAUCAUCCUCUUCCUCAACAAGAAAGAUCUGUUCGCUGAGAAGAUCAAGAAGUCGCCGCUGACGAUCUGUUUUCCAGAAUACACAGGUGCUAACACUUACGAAGACGCUACGGCUUAUAUUCAGGUUCAGUUUGAGAGCAAGAACCGCUCCCCCAACAAGGAGAUCUACUGUCACCUGACCUGUGCCACAGACACAGGAAACAUCCAGGUAGUGUUUGAUGCCGUCACUGACAUCAUUAUUGCAAACAACCUUAGAGGGUGUGGCUUAUACUGAGUCCCGCCCAGAAGCACAUGGGUUGUCGUGGAGCGUGAGGUGUUGAUAAUGAUCAUUUUGAUGAUGCUUAAACACAUAAAAUAUGUAAUUCUACACGUCCAAAACGGACCCAAAGAGCUGCCGUCAGACAUCGGAUCAUUGCCACGAUUUGUUUCCCCCCUCUUUGAUUUCAGUAUGACCUCCCCCCCCCCCCCCCCUUUUGUCUGUUAAAAUGUUUUUGAGCUGAAUGUUUCAUCUUCUGUCGAUGACUGUGCGAGCACCAGGAGUUCAUUCAGCUGGAGCUUUGUCCUGCUUCACGCUAAGAACCCAGAAACGCAACACAAGGAGCAUCCGACGCCGCUCCUCAACUCAAAACGUACGACGCGGUGACAAGCGCCCUGAAUUCAGCCUCUGGUGCUCCGUUUGACGAGCUGCUGUGCGUGAAGGUGGAGAUGAUGAUGAGGAUGUCAGGGAGGUGCUGCGCUUGUGGCCGAGGGUCACAGAUGGAAGGGAGGAGGCUGUGUUCACGUUCCUUCAAACCUACAUGUGACCCGAGUAGCCUGCAGGUCCGUUCCACUCUGUUUUCUCUUUUUACGUCCAAACAAUGAAAGAAAGGACUCUUGUGUUCGGGGCGCUCGCUUCCUGUAACACGAACAAAACCAAACGGCCAACGAUAUGUCAAAGGAAAAACGAACACGUCUGAGCCGACCAUCUGAGGAGGACAGACCUGUGGAAUCAGAAAUUAUCUCUCGUUCUAUCAGCUAUAUUAUUUAAUGAAAGUAUAUAAAAUUUUAUAAUUAUUAAAGAAUUUAUUCUCAUGCCCUACAUCCCUCCUCCUAGAAUCCCGUGCUCAUAUUUAUUUCCUUUGAUGGAAAAAACGGGGGCGCACAGGGAGCAGCUCUCCGGUGACGUCUCACGUGAGACUGUACAAAAGGACGAGUUCACGGAGAGAACCUCGUGUGAGGCAGUCGCUCUGGGGAUUUUAAAAACUUGUCCCCUCCCGUCCUCCAAACGUCUGUACGGCUCCCCCGGUUUCUUCAUCCUCCCACUCGUUUUAUCAUAUCAGUCCUCCCGUCCCAUCUCCAUUUUCACCUUAAAAGCACCGUACUGUAUAUAUAUUAUUAUUAUACCAGAUUCUGUUUUUUUUUUACUGUCAAUGUUUUUGUGCCGCACCCCAUCCUGUUCAGUAGUUUAUUGGUUGCUCUCAUGUGGAAUGUUUGUGCUGAGUCAAUCGAAUGUUGUGUUUACAUUAAAGCCACUCUUUUUCCUAACUA
Messenger RNA from Nematolebias whitei (Rio pearlfish), 2527 nucleotides. It is a transcript of the gene gnao1b, whose product is annotated as guanine nucleotide binding protein (G protein), alpha activating activity polypeptide O, b. Gene Ontology annotation, molecular function: GTPase activity; mu-type opioid receptor binding; G protein-coupled serotonin receptor binding. NCBI's taxonomy places the organism in Eukaryota, Metazoa, Chordata, Actinopteri, Cyprinodontiformes, Rivulidae. The coding region runs from base 210 to 1274 and encodes 354 amino acids. The transcript has 8 exons. Gene Ontology annotation, cellular component: heterotrimeric G-protein complex. The record is from RefSeq and is a predicted model, not a curated record. Gene Ontology annotation, biological process: adenylate cyclase-modulating G protein-coupled receptor signaling pathway; G protein-coupled dopamine receptor signaling pathway.